CCUCACCGUGCCACCGGCUGGAUGGCCAAAUGGUCUCUGACAGGCUCCUUGUGCGGCUUUGUGAGUGUGUGCGUUGAGCCCCGGCCGACUGGGACGUCCACACUGUACAAAGGAGCAGGGACACGCGGUCCAUGCUGUCCCCCUGUCUGUCCGCGGCCGCCUGGACUGCUGGAGCCGUCCACGGAGGUGAGGACGAGCGCCAACGGGUGCUCGUCAAAUCCAAGAAGAACUUCAAACUGAAGGUUGUUGGCUUGUCUGAGAAGCUCCAGCAGCAGAAAUGAUCAUCAGACUGGGGAGACUGACUCCAGGGUACUUCCGUCUGCUCCAGAGGCAGGUCUCAGGUGAGGUCCGGAUGCAGCCACAGAGCAAUCUCAUCAAUCCCAUCGCCAUGACGAUGGCCGCAGUGGGGAUGGGAGUGUCUCUGUACAGCGCCAGGCAGAUGGCCGAGAGAGUCAAUCGGAAACACCCAGCUGCCUGGGACCAGUGAGCCGCUCCGUGGGGGUUUUGCGUGACACUUUGCCUGCUCGUGUAUGUCGCAGAGGGUUUGAGCUUUUGUGGGAUGAGAGAGAUGGUGCGUUUUAUGGUGUUGCUUGAAGGGAAAGUCCAGGUGUUCCAGGAGGAAGAAUGUGUUUAGUUCUAGCAGUUGUUAAGUAGUACAAUUUGAAUAAGCAACAUAUAUAAGCGAAUAAGUGAGCGUGUAGGUUUUCCACUCUAUAUAUCCUGUGCAGCGUAUAAUCAAACAUCACCAGUGAUUGGAUUGGAAUCUAAAUGAGCAAACGGUCAUCUCUACAUUGAAGUUUGAUCUACAAACGUUGUUUCCUCCAUUUAAUAGACCAAUAAAACAAUUAGAAAAAUGACCACAGAAAAUCUAUAAAUAAAUAAAUAUGUGGUAGUUCACUUAGCACACAAGCUUGUUGUAUGUAUUAAUAUUAGUUAAACGUGCACCUCGUUGUACUUCAGCAUUUAGAAUUAACAUUGUACACCCUAAAUCAACAUCCCCUAUAUUUGCAAAUCAGACUAUAAUGCUAAAUGCAUGCUAAAUAAAAGUGUCACAUUUGUACUAGAAUGUAAUAAAUUAAAUGUAUGUUAAUGUAAAAUUCCACUUAGAGACAUUCAGGCUCUGUAACUAAAUUGAUGUUAUAUUCAAAUAAAUAUGUUAACAUUUGUCGACUUCUAUUUACCGAUGAAGGCUCAGGAGGCUCCCGGCCUUCAUCCAUGUGGAAAAGUACGGUGGGAAACAGGCUGCAGAGUCUGAAUGGAGCGACUCAUGUGGACUCAUGUGUGCUUUUCCCCGGAGGUUAAGUUCUUUGACAUUAUCAGAGAGAUUUUUAGAUGAAUGAGAGAGUCGUACACUUAAUCCACAUCAAUUAGUCCACACAUCUACCGUCUACAUUUCCUCUAGGAAACAGGCCAUUUAAGUGGCCUAAAUAACAUAUUAACGAGGGCAAGUUUAAUAAAUAAGACCAGUUGGGUUGUUUUGUUAAGACAAAAUGCAACUAAAACUACCCAGAAUCCUGGAUUUUAAAACUUCCUUGAUGACAUUUUUUCUCCGUAAAUCCCUAAAUUGUAUGUAGUAUGUAAUAUUUAUACAUGUAUAGGGGUAGUAACAGAAACAGACUGUGUAUUUUUCCAAUAGUUUAAAAACUCUGUACAACAUUUAUUGAAAUAAGAUCCCGUCUGUCACAUUAUCAGCCAUCAGACAAUGACUUUGUCCGACCAGCAUCGUGGGAAGCAGUCACUGCUGUUGGCUUUACUAACUCCUCUCAAUGGUGGUGGACAGACAGAUCAUGUCAGCCGCGCAUCAUCUGUUCAUUCUAAUCUCCUCUAAUGGAAACUAUUUUCAAAUAACAAUUCAUUGACUUUAGUUUAUCUGGGAGGUUGAGAGGACAAACUGGAAUCAUGUCUGGACAUUAGAGGGACCAGUAAACUACAAGAAAGAAUUAAAAACUCAAGGUAUUACAUUAAAACACUUGACAGAUAUUAUAUUAUUCCCAAAUGGUUUGACAGUGCCGAUGACCUAUUUAAUAACCUGGAUUGUUUUGGUGUGAGUUGCAUAGUGUUUGAGGUAUCAGCCAUCGAUGUCCAUCUUCUCUCCCAUAUAAUGUCUGGGUAUUAUCUUGAUUAACGGGUCAGGAUGUCUGGAAGGACAUUUUUUGAGUUUUCAGGGUGGUUUUCUAUCACUUUUUUUGAGCAGCACAAACCGAGUGCCACCCUGUCCCGUCAAAAUGAAUAAACUGCUGCUUAUUUUGCUGUUGUUAUUGCCACUUGAUUAAAGUUUGUGGUAUCCCUAGGAACACACAACCAGGUGCCUGAUUUGCACACUUGAGUCAAUGGCAGAAUGAGUUUGGGAUUGACAGAUUAAAUCUAUUUUUCAUUAACCGCAUCCUCAGGCCUGCUGUUCAUCACGCUAUUGCACGUUGCUUACGAAUGUGGCACUAUUUAAACGGUGAAAUAAACACCAAUCUGUCCAACGGCAUACGACGUGUUGCCAAGAAGCAUUGUUACAACAGAUAAACCAUCCGCCAAGAACACGUUUCCUCACUUGUUGUGCUGUGUUUUUAAGUGGUGCGUUAAUGCUACAACCUGCAGAGGUUCGUUUGAACUUUACCUAAUCUGAAAGGUAAUGUAUUUAGUUGCAAAAAUAAAAUAAAAGGUUGCAUGUUUUCCUCUUGAAAUGCAGCGAAGCAGAAACAGUUGCAUCCAUCACCUGAUGGUAAGCGGUCCGCCGCUGCAGCAGGGGGCGCUGUGUCCGCGGCGCGGCUUCGGGUGAGCCGCCGUGUUUAGUCAGAGAGCGAGAAGCCGGACAGAUUUCUGCCCGAUGAUUUGUUGGUUCUUAAAAGAGUUCUGAGUUUCAUUUUGGGACGGAAUAGCGGAUCUCAAACUAAUUUGGUGACAACUUCCUCUCAGGAGCUAGAUUUUCCUCGGAUGACAGCCGCGUCUGUUCACAACACUGAGCCUCAUUGGAUCUUUUACACUUAACUUGAGCGUUAUUUCAAAAUGCUUGGGGAGUUUGUGCGUAAAUGUGCGCGCUUCUCCGCUGCGCGCAACGCUCGCUCCCCGUGCUAUCUUCAUCCUCAUCUUCAUCUGCGCUAAGCAGCAGUUCAGCGGUCAAUCCAUCCGGAGAAUGGCUGAGCUCGGUCCCUCCCGGAGGAUCUCCACCGGGGCGCCUCUAACGGGGAUAUUCCGUGUUUUGUUGCUCGUUUGUGUGUCUGUGGCCCUCGCGAGUCGUGAUGUCGGAACCAACGAGACGCGGAGCGACGCUGCCGGAGAGGCACAAGCCCCCCAUCAAACUAACUCCACGAUCCACAAAAAGGCUUUCCCCGUCCUCUCCCUCAACUACGACCACGUCAGGAAGCCCUUUGAGAUCGCGCUGUGGAUCCUGCUGGCCCUGCUCAUGAAGCUCGGGUUUCACAUCAUCCCCAGAGUGUCGAGCGUUGUCCCAGAGAGCUGCCUGCUGAUCGGCGUGGGUCUGCUGGUGGGCGGCAUCAUCCGAGCCAUCAGAGAGGAAGCCCCGGUCCUCGACGCCAAGCUCUUCUUCCUCUACCUGCUGCCUCCCAUCAUCCUCGAUGCCGGCUACUUCCUGCCCAUCCGGGCCUUCACCGAGAACAUGGGCACCAUCCUGGUGUUCGCGGUGGUGGGGACCCUGUGGAACGCCUUCUUCAUCGGCGGGAUGAUCUACGCCGUGUGUCAGAUCGAGGGGGCCGAGCUGGCCGGCGUGGACCUGCUGUCCUGCAUGCUGUUCGGCACCAUCGUCUCGGCCGUGGACCCCGUGGCCGUUCUGGCCGUGUUCGAGGAGAUCCACAUCAACGAGCUGCUCUACAUCCUCGUGUUCGGGGAGUCGCUGCUCAACGACGCCGUCACUGUGGUUCUGUAUCACCUGUUUGAGGAGUUUAGUCACGCAGGAACUGUGACGGUGGUCGACGCCUUCCUCGGCGUCGCCUGCUUCUUCGUGGUUUCACUGGGAGGAAUCCUGGUGGGAGCCAUCUACGGCUUCCUGGGUGCCUUUACCUCCCGCUUCACCUCGCACACCCGGGUCAUCGAGCCCCUGUUUGUCUUCCUCUACAGCUACAUGGCUUACCUCUCCGCUGAGGUCUUCCACCUGUCGGGCAUCAUGUCGUUGAUAGCGUGUGGCGUGAUCAUGCGGCCCUACGUGGAGGCCAACGUCUCCCACAAGUCGUACACCACCAUCAAAUACUUCAUGAAGAUGUGGAGCAGCGUGAGCGAGACUCUCAUAUUCAUCUUCCUCGGUGUUUCCACGGUGGCGGGUCCUCACGCCUGGAACUGGACCUUCGUCAUCUUCACCGUGGUCCUCUGUCUGGUGUCGAGGGUGCUGGGAGUCAUUGGUCUCACGUUUAUCAUCAAUAAAUUCCGCAUCGUGAAGUUGACCAAAAAGGACCAGUUCAUCAUGGCCUACGGGGGCCUGCGAGGCGCCAUCGCUUUCUCGCUGGGGUUCCUGCUGACGGAGAACGAGAUGAAGAGCAUGUUCCUCACGGCCAUCAUCACCGUCAUCUUCUUUACCGUCUUUGUGCAGGGAAUGACGAUCAGGCCUUUGGUUGAGCUUCUGGCCGUGAAGAGGAAGAAGGAGGGCAAAGUGUCGAUUAAUGAGGAGAUUCACACACAGUUCCUGGAUCACCUCCUUACAGGAAUCGAAGACGUCUGUGGUCAUUAUGGACAUCAUCACUGGAAGGACAAGCUGAACCGCUUCAACAAGACCUACGUGAAGAAGUGGUUGAUCGCGGGCGAUCGCUCCACCGAGCCUCAGCUCAUCUCCUUCUACAACAAGAUGGAGAUGAAACAGGCCAUGAUGCUGGUGGAGAGCGGGAGCGCCGCCAGGCUGCCCACGCUGCCCACGCUGCUGUCCUCCGCCUCCAUGCAAAACAUCCAGCUGAAGGAGUCGGCCAGAGGACGGGUGAUCCCAAGUAUCUCCAAGAGUCGUGAGCAAGAGAUCAGAAAGAUUCUGCGAGGAAACCUGCAGAACACCAAACAGAGGCUUCGCUCCUACAGCCGACACGACCUGUUCAUGGACCCGUUUGAGGACAACGUGAGUGAAGUCCGCUUCAGGAAGCAGCGCAUGGAGAUGGAGAGGAGGAUGAGUCACUACCUCACAGUUCCUGCAAACCGACAGGAACCACCGGCAGUGAGAAAAGUUUGCUUUGAACCAGAGCACCGGGUCUACACAUACGAUGACAGCGAGAGCCCCCGAGGGCCCGCGGCUCGCCCACGUCCCGGCCCUCCCGAGACCGUCGGCCUGUUGAAAGAAACCCUCCCGAGGCCCAAUCAGAGCAGCAAGCGCGGGGCCGAAGCGCCGGAGCAGGAGGAGCAGGACCAGCUGAAACUAUCGCGCUGCCUGAGCGACCCCGGGCCAAACAAGGAGGACGAUCACUCGUGAUCUAGCAGAGAAUUCGCCUGGUUCUGAAAUCAGAGGACGGAUCUCCUCGUGUCAUUUGAUGUAUUCGAUGAGUGGAGGUCUCUGCCAUAGCAAAGCUUGAUAACUCUGACAUGUUUCCAGAAGUUCAUAAGGAUUUUUAUCAUUCAACAUAUUACCAAAGCAUGCCCCACUGGCUAUUUGCAAUAUAGCCAGAAGUGUACAGAGUGUCUUUUGUAUGUCUUAACUAGCAGACAUCCAUCAUAUAGGAAUGGAAAUGGAAAGAUCACUUGUUUUAACAAGCUUUGAGGCAUCAGCUGGUUGGGGUUUACAGCACAGUAUGAAGAAUCUACACAAUGUGAUAUUACUAUCUCAGAUAUAUCUUUUAUAAAGGAGGCCCCUUGCUGCUCUGAACUACCAAAGAUGUGUCUGAUGUUGGAGGCAGUCGAUGCCUUAAUAUUAAGUACAUUUGUCCCACAUUACUUGCAGAUACCUACAUUGUUUAUCGAUCAGGGUAUCCUGGUGAUCUAGAACGCAGAAAUCUGGGGCUCCAACAAUGUUAAAAUAAUUUAAAAGUCCGGUCUAACAACUAUUGUUAACAUUGCUGAAUGACUGAUGAGUGUUUUUCUCGGGGACAUGGAACAGUAUUAUGACCUCUGCAGAAAGAAAAUAAGUCCUGAACGCGCUCCACUUGUCUCUAUUUAUAACGUGACUGUUUUGUAAACUUCUGUAACAUUCCAGCAGCACCAGGAACACGUAGCGUGUCUCUGGUAACUGAGCAUGCUUCAAGGUUAAAGAGGUGAAUGUCCUUUUUGUAUCUGCCUUAAAACCUAUUGCUUUCUGUGUGUUAUCCAGCUCAAGUAUUUUUCUAUUGUGAAGUUAUGAACAUUUACAAAUGAAGGAAAGCUUUAAUACCUGUAUGAAAUAAAGAAUAUGUCAUGGCUUAA
Molecule: messenger RNA, 6312 nt
Organism: Pungitius pungitius (ninespine stickleback)
Lineage: Eukaryota; Metazoa; Chordata; Actinopteri; Perciformes; Gasterosteidae
Product: Na(+)/H(+) exchanger beta-like
Exons: 14
Coding region: 3125-5389 (754 amino acids)
Biological process (GO): regulation of intracellular pH; proton transmembrane transport; potassium ion transmembrane transport
Cellular component (GO): plasma membrane
Molecular function (GO): potassium:proton antiporter activity; sodium:proton antiporter activity
Source: RefSeq, a predicted model, not a curated record